Molecule: messenger RNA, 1352 nt
Organism: Mixia osmundae IAM 14324
Lineage: Eukaryota; Fungi; Basidiomycota; Mixiomycetes; Mixiales; Mixiaceae
Exons: 6
Coding region: 34-1338 (434 amino acids)
Biological process (GO): regulation of glucose metabolic process; protein phosphorylation
Cellular component (GO): mitochondrion
Molecular function (GO): pyruvate dehydrogenase (acetyl-transferring) kinase activity
Source: RefSeq, a predicted model, not a curated record
CGCGUGUGCCAUUGACGUCCAGACUCGGUGAACAUGGCUCAGUUCAAGAUAGGCGAGCCCCUAUGGCAAAAGCUACGGCACUAUGCGUCCUUCCCUCAGACGGGCGUCAGUCUGCGGCAGAUGGUCAUGUUCGGCCAGAAUCCAUCGCAGGGGACACUGCUCAGAGCGAGCGAGUUCCUGGCAGAGGAGCUGCCCAUACGCCUGGCACAUCGUGUGAAGGAGCUAGACGAACUACCAGACAAUCUCUCGACCAUGCCAAGCAUAGAGAAAGUCAAGAAUUGGUAUGCCCAGUCAUUCGAGGAACUCAUCACAUUCCCGAAACCUACACUCAGUCCAGACAUCCAGAAGCUUUUCGUCAAAGCAGCAGCAGACGCACAGCCCUUGCCGGAAUCCAAACCAAAUCCUUCCUUGCCCGCGCACAUGGCACAACCGCUCAACCAUGGUAAUGGCAACGGCAACAAGCGGAGAGUACCUGUUGAGCAUCGAUACUACGCCAACUUCCAUACACAAGACGUCAAAUGGCCGCCCGAGGUCGUCGACUACAAUGAGCGAUUCACAAAGGCACUCACCAUGAUCAAGAAGCGGCACGAUCCCGUCGUCACCACUGUCGCCCAGGGCAUUCUCGAAUACAAGCGCGCUUCCAACAGUGCAGCAGACGUGCUCGACAAAGACAUCCAGACUUUCCUCGACCGAUUCUACAUGUCACGAAUUGGCAUCCGGGUUCUCAUAGGCCAGCAUAUCGCACUCAAUCGACUCGAGCCGCACAAGGACUACGUUGGCAUCAUCUGCACUAAUACGAACGUGCACGACAUCUGCAGGGAAGCGAUUGACAAUGCCAGCUUCAUCUGCGAGGAACACUAUGGCCUCUUCAAAGGCCCGCCUGUGCAACUCAUCUGUCCCAAAGACCUCACCUUUAUGUAUAUACCAUCCCAUCUGAACCACAUGCUUUUUGAAGUCAUGAAGAACAGCUUGCGCGCGACAGUGGAGACUCACGGAGCCGAAGCCGAUUCGUAUCCACCUGUCAAAGUGAUAGUAGCGCAAGGCAAGGAAGACAUCACAAUCAAGAUCUCGGACGAAGGCGGUGGCAUCCCGAGGAGAGCGAUGCCGCUUGUCUGGACAUACAUGUACACCACUGCCGAGCCAGAAUCGGUCGAGCAAGACUUUCAGGGGUCAGACUUCAAGGCACCUAUGGCUGGCUUUGGCUAUGGUCUGCCUAUCGCGCGACUGUACAGCCAGUAUCUGGGAGGAGGGCUGCGAUUGAUCAGCAUGGAGGGCUAUGGGACAGACUGCUAUCUCCAUCUGAGCAGGUUGUCCGAGUCUGCCGAGCCAUUGCAAUAGAUCUUCGUGCUCGU